AUGCCAAACCCGGAUAUAUCGGUUUUCUCUAGUUUUACGGUUAAGCUUUUUACUAUAUCGAGUCUGUUCCUGCUUAUAUAUGUUUAUGGAGCGGAUAUGAUGGACGAGAUCGUUUACGCAGAGGAUCACAAUGAACGCGGCACUGAAUUGCCAACAGACAUUGACGGGGUCCGGCAGUAUGUUCCGGUGUGGGCGGUCUGGUUGUUUGCUGCAUGCUUUCUACUUAUAAUCGUGGUAUUAUUGUUGGAUUACUGUGUUAUCCGACGUAACGCUCUGGGAAACAACUGUUGUACUCGAGCACGACAGAAACGAAAUCCAGCUAGCGCUAUUCAUCAGAAAAGAUCUACCAACAUGCUUCUUAAUGUAUGGAAACUUAAUCGUCAAGCCCAAUGUACGGACCAAGAUGUAUAGCCGACAGAUUUCCUGGCACGUUUUAUUCUACACAUCAUACAUUAUAUUUAUCUACAAUCGAUCUGCUCAAUUACCUCUCUGUCCAAGUGUUACGAGUCGAUUUAUCGAAGUAUGAAAGAAAUGAGAAUUUUCGUAUUUUUGUUCGUAUGUCGUGUAUGCAAUAGUUUCUUUUCUUCUACUACUGAAACUACAC
This is a messenger RNA of Cylicocyclus nassatus, 604 nucleotides long. Lineage: Eukaryota; Metazoa; Nematoda; Chromadorea; Rhabditida; Strongylidae. The record is from the annotation of a GenBank genome assembly.